Molecule: messenger RNA, 865 nt
Organism: Ylistrum balloti
Lineage: Eukaryota; Metazoa; Mollusca; Bivalvia; Pectinida; Pectinidae
Product: rRNA-processing protein UTP23 homolog
Exons: 4
Coding region: 56-820 (254 amino acids)
Cellular component (GO): small-subunit processome; nucleolus
Molecular function (GO): small ribosomal subunit rRNA binding
Source: RefSeq, a predicted model, not a curated record
UGUUGGGGGCCCAUCCGUAAGUCUAUAUUGAUACGGUUCAUGGUUCUAGAUCAAAAUGAGGAAAAGACAGAAGAGAGUGCGAAAGCUUAUCAGUUUCUACAAGAACAAUUUUGGACUUGAAACUCCUUACAAUAUCCUAGUGGAUGGAACAUUUAGUAAGUCAGCACUGACAUUUAAGGUCAACAUAAGUGAUCAGAUGCCACGUUACUUGGAGGGAGAGGUCAACGUUAUAACAACUGAAUGUAUUAAAGAAGAAUGUGCGGCUUUCGGUACACUUCUGUAUGGGCCUCUGAAGAUUCUGCAGCAGUUUAAAGUCCAGCAAUGUAAACAUAAGAAACCAGUCAAGGCAGCCACGUGUAUCCAGUCGAUUGUGAAUAAAAGUCCACCAGGGAAACUUCUGAUUGCUACUCAGGAUCACGAACUAAGAGAAAUGUUGAGAGAGACCCACCCUGGCGUACCGCUCUUGUUCAUGGCUUAUAAUGCUAUCAACAUGGAAUCUCCCACUGAACUGUCCAAAGGAAAGGCAGACGAGGAGUUACAAGCACGCAUUGCUCCCGCAGAGCAUCAUAUGGAAGUAUUGAAAAAACUCAAAGUUCAGGCAUUUGGAGAACAACCUGUGACGAAAAAAUUCAAAAGAAAAGGACCUAAGGGGCCAAACCCAUUGUCCUGUAAAAAGUCGAAAAAGGCAGAAAAGAACAAAGCAAAAAAAUCAUUUCUAGAAAGUGCAGUUGACAAAAGAAAGCGGAGAAAAAGAAAUCGUGUGAAACAUUUGAAAAACUCUGAACUUAGUGUACAUUUGAGUGAUGCAGUGAAGAGCUAACGUAGGUGUAUUUGUUAAUAAAGGUAUAUUUUAUGUAAAAGAAUG